GAGAGAGGAGGACUGAGAGAGCGAGAGAAAGAAAAAAGAGACAGUGAGAGAGGACGAAGAGGAAGGUACACAUUCUGGCUCUUCGGCGUCGCUUGCGGUAAGCCAGUGUGACAGUAUGACCCUCUCCAGUGCCCCGCCUCUCCGCAGGGGAAGCACACCGCUACCAAUCAAACAUCAGCUGAGAAGGGAGGAAGCUGUUAAUGAUGAUUGUGAUUGGACGCCAGGGCUGGGCGGGGCUUCCCCUCCUCCAAUCAGCUUCAGCCCGGCAGAGGAAGAGACGGUUAGCUCGGCGGCGGAUGGGAGGCAGGAUGGGCCUCUGCGGAUCGCCCUGCUGGGGCAGAAUGGGGUGGGGAAAUCCUCGCUCGCUAUCGCCCUCGCUGGGGAGUAUGACAGAACUGCAUCCGUGGAUUCUGAGGGGGAGGGCUACAUUCGCACGGUUACCGUGGACGACGAGGAGAGCACUAUCAUCGUCUACGAUAACUGGAAACAGGACCUGUCCACCCUGCAGUGUGAGGUGUGUGUGCUGGUGUUCUCCGUGACAGACAGGCGAAGCUUCCACCGCACCGCCCAGCUCCGCCUCCUGCUGAGGGAGACCCAGCCCCAGACUCCCAUCAUCCUCGUGGGCAACAAGAGCGACCUGGUCAGGUCACGGGAAGUCAGCGCCGAAGAGGCCCAUGCCAGCGCCGUCCUGUUUGACUGCCAGUACCUGGAGCUCUCGGCCUCACUGGACCACCGCACCUCAGAGCUGCUGGAGGGGGCGGUGAGAGCCGCCAGGGGCCUCCCCCAGGGGCCUGGGGGUGCCAGUGGGGGUUCGGGAGAGGAGCGGAGGGAGAGCCUCACCACCAAGGCCAAACGCUUCCUCUCUAGUCUGGUCCCCCGCUACCCCAGAGAGAAGGAGAGGGAGAGGGAGGGGGGCAAGUUCUUUAGGCAGAAGUCACGCUCCUGCCAUGACCUGGGGGCUCUGUGACAGAGGGAGGAAAGAGAGGGAGGGAGAGAGGGAGAGAGUUAGAGAGAGAGAGAGAGAGAGAGAGAGAGAGAGGGAAGGGAAGGGAGUUAGAAUGGGUAUAAGGAGAUGAGAAAAGACAGAGAGGGACAGAGAGAGAACUAUAGUUUGUCCAUUGUCCUUUGGUUUGUCCUGUCAAUAAAGCACCGUUGAAUUUGAAGCUGAGGGGGAUGGAGACAGUGUGCUUGCUAGAAAGAGAGGGAGAAAGGGACAAAGGUACUGAGGAAGAGAGAGGAGGGGAGAAAGAGAGCAGGGAG
Molecule: messenger RNA, 1260 nt
Organism: Megalops cyprinoides (Indo-Pacific tarpon)
Lineage: Eukaryota; Metazoa; Chordata; Actinopteri; Elopiformes; Megalopidae
Product: GTP-binding protein REM 2-like
Exons: 5
Coding region: 116-967 (283 amino acids)
Cellular component (GO): plasma membrane
Molecular function (GO): calcium channel regulator activity; GTP binding; GTPase activity
Source: RefSeq, a predicted model, not a curated record